This is a messenger RNA of Symbiodinium natans, 183 nucleotides long. The record is from the annotation of a GenBank genome assembly. NCBI's taxonomy places the organism in Eukaryota, Dinophyceae, Suessiales, Symbiodiniaceae.
AUGCCGAAAGCCGGGAACGCUCAAUUUCACAGGCUCGGUGGCCCUCUACUCUUCGAAGUGGCCCAGCUGCGCUCGCAGCUGUCGAUGGCUGAGGCGCUGUCCCAGGAUCCCUCCGCAGCAUCGGCCAUCUCGGCCGCCCUCGGCGCUUCCCGACGGGACCGCGAUGCCGAGGAGCUCGUUUAG